This is a messenger RNA of Melanotaenia boesemani (Boeseman's rainbowfish), 1564 nucleotides long. RefSeq names its product RD3 like (gene rd3l). The record is from RefSeq and is a predicted model, not a curated record. Lineage: Eukaryota; Metazoa; Chordata; Actinopteri; Atheriniformes; Melanotaeniidae. The transcript has 3 exons. The coding region runs from base 433 to 1110 and encodes 225 amino acids.
UUCUCUCCAAUGCACACAUUUCGUGCAGGCUACAAAGCAGCUGACCUAACAACAAAGAUCCUCACUGCACAGAGGAGAGUAGGGUGAAAGGAUAGGAGAGGUGACAGCUCUUAGUCAGUUAGCAGUGUGGGACUAAGUCUCCUGGAAAAAGUCUGCAUGACAGGAGCAGUGGGAGAACAAGACAAUAACCACAAGACAAAAAGGAAAAACACCUGGAACAGCCAAGCUAGGGGAGCACUACAGCUAAAAUCUGACAUUUGACAUCAAGGGACAUUGUUGAACGUGAGCAAAGGAUUCAAGUUUACAAGACUGAUCCAUGGAAGCUAAAAACUGGAGGCUGUGUUCUGUGAAAAGCUCAUUUUUGCCAAAUUCUAAAAAACUAACACAAGUGUCAGGAGUGCAGUUUUAAGCCGAUUGUUGGCAGUGAAAACUAUGCCUCUAUUUAGCUGGAUAAAGUGGCCGCAUGAGACAAGAGUGCAGACUCAGGAUGAAACGCCAUCUCUGAACAGCUCAGGGGUUGUGCCCAGCCGUAUGUUGAUCUCAGAGCUCUUAUGGCAUGUGGAAGAACGCGAACGACUGGCAAGAGAACUAGAGCGGGAGCACAGACUGGCCCACACUGCCCUGGGUCUCCACUGGUUUCAAAAGUACCCCAGGCUACGAACCCUUAUUCCCUCAUCAGAGCUACACCAGCUGGAGUUCCUGUGUGCCCAGAUCCCACCUAUGCACGCAGCCACCAUUCUCUCCAGGUUUCGUGAGGUGCUUGCCACAAACAACAUAAGACCCUGGGAGUUAGCGUCUGUCUUCAAGCAGGUCCUGAUGGACUUUCUGAGCCAAAGAGAAUAUGAAGAGGAAGCCGACUUCUCAGUGCAGCCGAAACAGUUCCAACCAAUGGAGGCUUGGACCAGCCGUUACAAAAUGAAACAAGGCUUUGUCACGCCAACAGUUCCCAACUGUGGAGAACAUCUGAGGGAAGAGAUCCCAACAGUUUCUGGAUACGUGGAUCGAGUCAUGCGGCACUCGAGUUCCUUCACAGCCAACAGGGACUGGGACCUUCCACAUUUCUAUCCGGCACCUUUCAGGCCCAAAGGAGCAUAUAGCACAACACUGUGAUACAACACACUCUUUACCAAAAUUGUAAUCCUGUGUUUCACAUUAUUAAAAAAAAGUCAUAUCCACAGCAUGAAGAUGAAAACAAGCAUUUGUAUAAGUGGCAGAUAUUCAAUUACUUAUUAUAAUGUGAAAACAAUAUUAGACUACGAUGCUAAACAUCCUAUUAUGUUUUAUUGCAAUAAUUGUUUUAUUGUUCUUUGUGAUCCUGCUUCCACUGAAUGAAUGGUUUAUGUAAUCCUGAGAACAAACCCAUGACACUUUGUAGAGAGCCAAUGCAUUAUAAAAGGUAUGGAGCCAGAUAGUGGAAGUUUUCUACUAAAUGCAGAGGACAAGUUUUUCAGCUUAAGUAUUAGUAAAUGUUUGCUAGUAACUGUUCUUCAUAAGCUGCAAAUGUGAGAUCUUUUAAACACACAGUUUUUAGAGCCCAACAAAUGAAAAAUAAUGAAAUAUUAAA